CACGGCAUCAAGGGUGGGUGGCUAUUGAUUGAUUAUAUAUAUUUGUGUCUACCAAGUUUAUAACAGCACCAGUCGAGUACCUAUAGAUUUGUAGAUCAGAAUAAUCUCGACAUUCUCUUGUCUUGAGCAAGAUUCCAAGUUCAGAUUAGCUCAAGUAUAAGGUCAAUGGCGGCUGUUGGAUUAGUCUCUCUACUACUGUCGAAAUACUCAAGUUCCGAUAAGAAUGGAACCAACGAACCAAACCUGAAUUCUUACACAACCACUUGUGAGCAACGAUUCAACAAAUUGAAGAGCGAGCUCGCCGCAGGAGGCAAGACUGAAAAUUAUUCCCUAAACUCAGUCAAGUUGCUGUGCGGGCUUCUAGUGGAAAUGAACCAAAAUUUGGCCAAGAGCAUUAUCGGCAGCAAAGGUAUAUUGAAGAACGAAGAACUAAGGUCUUUGGUUGAUCUCUAUUAUGAGAGUUCCACGAAAACUUUAGAUCUAUUUAAUACCGUGGAGAAGUGCACCAAGAAAGCAAAAUUAAGCUUUUUGAUCAUCCAAACGGCGAUCAAACAGUUUGAAAACGAGUCGAUGGACACGGAUUUCGGAGGAAACCUGAAGAAGAAAAAGAAGUACGUGGAAACGUUAGAGGAGCUGAAUAAGGUUAAAGCUAUGGGCGAUCCUUUUGGUGAUGAGUAUAAGAAUCAGUUGAAAUCUGUACGUGCGGAGCAGCUUAUGCUUUUAGAGAAGAUCCAUGAGCUGGUGGUGAAGAUUGAUAAAAAAAAGCGGAAACUGAAGAGAAGGAGGAGACUGGUGGCUAUUGUUUACACCGCUGCCGCUUUGACUUUUGGGGCCGUAGAGACUUGCGUAUGCAUAGCAUUCGUACCUCCAUUGGCGGUGAAUAGUGCGGUUGCGGCUGUCACUGGGUUGAACUACAUGAUUGGAACUGGAGGAGUAUUGGUCAAUGAGGUGAUGAAGAACCGUGAGAAGGAUUUGGAUAGACAGAAAGACGUGGUCAAUAGAAUGGAAGGCAACACGAAUGUCAACAUCCAAGGGACAAAUACGAUACAUAGCCUAGUCGAGAAGCUUAUUAUGAGUCUCUCUUUGAUUUUGGGGUCUGUGGAUCUUGCUGUCGUGAAUAGAGAAGAGGAGGCCGUAAAACUUGUGAUGGAAGAAAUCGUUAGCGAAGUGGCUGGGUUUGCUAAGGUAAUCAAGGAAGUUGAUGAAGCUGUGGCUACGUGUAGCACAUGUGUCGCUUCAGGGAAACUAGAAGUUUCCAAAUCAAUGUCAUCGAAAGGGAAGAAGAAGUAAACUAUCUUAUGUAUUUACACUUUUAUAUUUAUGUUUGAAGUGUUGCCCAAAAAAAAAAGAAAUAUAUAUAUAUAUAUAUAUAUAUAUAUAUAUAUAUAUAUAUAUACUAGUGGUAUUCCGGCGCUAUGCGCCGGGUUAUGAAAACAUGUUUUGUCUUGUCUGUUCAAAUUUGUACUCUAAUGAUGUAUGGUUGUGAUGUUAAC
Raphanus sativus (radish) is the source of this 1493-nucleotide messenger RNA. Its product is annotated as UPF0496 protein At5g66670. The coding region runs from base 166 to 1290 and encodes 374 amino acids. The record is from RefSeq and is a predicted model, not a curated record. The transcript has 2 exons. NCBI's taxonomy places the organism in Eukaryota, Viridiplantae, Streptophyta, Magnoliopsida, Brassicales, Brassicaceae.